AUGACACUCCUUGUUCAAGCUUCCAUGUCUCUGAGCACCAGAAGCACGCUGUUACUCCCCAAAAGACUCCUCACCCUUCACUCCUUCUCCUGCAAAAUGUCGUCUGACUCGCCACCCUUAACUCACUCCCUCGCUCUCCCGAGUCAACUCGCCGCCGAGCCCGUCCAGAUCGUCGCCGCCCCCAACGUCUCCUCCUCACAGUUCAGGAUGGCUAUUGAUUCGUCUUUGUUUAAGCAGUGGCUGAAGAACAUGGAGAGUGAGACUGGGAUUCUACGCGACGGUUCUUUGUAUCUGAAACGAGUCCUAAUUCAGGGUGUGGAUAUGUUUGGAAAGAGGAUUGGAUUUCUGAAGUUUGAAGCAGAUGUGAUUGAUAAAGAAACAGGGAAGAAGGUUCCAGGUAUUGUGUUUGCACGCGGACCGGCUGUAGCUGUGCUUAUUCUUUUGGAAUCUGUGGGCAAGAGUUAUGCAGUUCUUACUGAACAGGUUAGAGUCCCCGUUGGAAGGAUCAUACUGGAGCUGCCUGCUGGGAUGUUGGAUGAUGACAAGGGUGAUUUUCUUGGUACUGCAAUCCGUGAGGUGGAAGAGGAGACUGGCAUAUCCCUAAAGCAAGAAGACAUGGUGGACCUCACAGCCUUCCUUGACCAAUCUACUGGAUGCAGAAUGUUUCCUUCUCCUGGAGGGUGUGAUGAAGAACUCAGUCUCUAUCUGUACAGAGGGCAGGUGGAUAAAGAGAUCAUUGAGCGGCUGCAAGGUAAAGAAACAGGCAUUCGUGAACAUGGAGAGCUGAUUAAGGUCCGUGUGCUUCCUUAUGAAAAGCUCUGGCGCAUGACAGCUGAUGCAAAGGUUUUAACAGCUGUUGCGCUCUAUGAAAUGGCAAAAAGAGAAGGCCUCUUGCCUCCCCUGAAAACAUGAAAUGCUAAUUAUCGUAAUCCCCUUUGUUGGGCGGUUGUUGCUGUUAGCAACCAUGAGCCACUGAGCCAGUACAAGAACCAGAGAUGAUUUUUUUGUUUUUUUUUUUUGUUAUCUAUGUUGCAAAGUGUAUGGAGCUGCAUUUAAU
Molecule: messenger RNA, 1057 nt
Organism: Fragaria vesca subsp. vesca
Lineage: Eukaryota; Viridiplantae; Streptophyta; Magnoliopsida; Rosales; Rosaceae
Product: nudix hydrolase 14, chloroplastic-like
Exons: 7
Coding region: 1-912 (303 amino acids)
Biological process (GO): ribose phosphate metabolic process; nucleoside phosphate metabolic process
Molecular function (GO): ADP-ribose pyrophosphatase activity; ADP-glucose pyrophosphatase activity
Source: RefSeq, a predicted model, not a curated record